Molecule: messenger RNA, 3800 nt
Organism: Cercospora beticola
Lineage: Eukaryota; Fungi; Ascomycota; Dothideomycetes; Mycosphaerellales; Mycosphaerellaceae
Product: bifunctional cytochrome P450/NADPH--P450 reductase
Cellular component (GO): cytosol
Molecular function (GO): NADPH-hemoprotein reductase activity; iron ion binding; aromatase activity
Source: RefSeq, a predicted model, not a curated record
UUUGCCUCGCCGCGGAUUCCACGCAACCUCGCCAAGACCUGCUCGUUGACUGGAAUUCAGUCUCAUAUGGUAGGAGGCAUAUAAUAACACGACCAAAUAUGAACUCGUCGCCAUGCCGAAUAUUGCCCUCCAACAAGACUAACAGAAUCAUUAUUCAACAACAAUCAUCCAUACGAUGCCUUCAAAGAUCCCACAACCGCCAAGCUUGCCCAUAGUCGGGAAUCUGUUCGACCUUGACCCUUUGAACGGCACGCAGAGUGUAGGACGACUGGCAGACAAAUAUGGGGAGAUAUUCAAGCUUAAGGUCCUUAAUUACGAGUUUUACAUCGUCUCAUCGGCUGCGCUUGUAGAAGAGCUAUGUGACGAGACCCGAUUCGAAAAGAAGAUUGACGAUGCCCUCGAAGAAGUCCGCAACCUUGCGGGAGAUGGCCUCUUCACUGCUCAUAACCACGAACACAACUGGGCGGCCGCCCACAGGACCCUCACGCCUGCGUUUGGGCCUCUUGCUAUCAAAGAUGCAUUUGAAGAAAUGCACGAUAUAUCAAGUCAACUGAUCGCCAAAUGGGCCCGGAAUGGUCCAGAUCGAGAGAUCGAUAUCACUGGUGAUAUGACGAGGCUGACACUCGACUCAAUAGCGCUGUGUGCUAUGGAUAUGCGGUUCAACUCGUUCUAUCGUGAAGACCUCCAUGAAUUCGUGCGAGCGAUGGCGGAUGUGCUGACAGAGGCUGGCCGGAGAACUCAGCGCACGAAGAUCCAAUCCUUGUUCAACCCUGGGGCAGAGAAGAAAUUCUUCAAAGACAUAGCCCUCAUGAAACGUGUGGCACAAGAAUGUGUCGAUCGACGGAAGCAGUCGCCUCGAAAGAAAGAUCUCCUCGACAUGAUGCUGAACGGCAAAGACCCUGCCACGGGGCUACCACUAACCGAUGAGACAGUGAUCAAUAAUAUGAUAACCUUCCUAGUAGCAGGGCACGAGACGACGUCAGGAUUGCUCUCUUUCACGAUUUACUACUUGCUCAAGAACCCUGAAGCACUGCACAAGGCCCAGCAAGAGGUCGACAACGUCGUUGGAUCUGGACCCGUGGAGUUCAAGCACAUGAGUAAGCUUCCGUACAUCGAAGCUGUCCUGCGCGAGACCCUUCGUCUCGCGCCCACCGCGCCCGGCUUCACCGUCGGCCCCAAAUCCACGAAGGAGCCGAUAGUGCUUGGUGGAAAAUAUGUCCUUCCAGGGGAUGCGAAAAUCACUGCGCUCCUCACGAAAAGCGGACGGGAUGCCGCAGUUUUUGGCGAGGACGCCAACGAGUUCAACCCGGAGCGAAUGCUCGACGAGAGCUUCAGAAAAAUACCUGUUGCUGCUUGGAAGCCAUUUGGGAAUGGCAAACGAGGGUGCAUUGGCAGACCUUUCGCGUGGCAAGAGGCGAUCCUGGCGAUGGCCCUUGUCCUUCAGAAUUUCAACUUGCGCAUGGCUGAUCCAAGCUACGAGUUGAAGAUCGCUGAAUCGCUCACGAUUAAGCCUGCCGGAUUUUACAUCAAAGCACGUCUGAGAGAGAACAUCGACCCCAUCACACUUGUGAAGAAGCUUCACGGCGCUCCUGCAAUGGAGCCAAGAGUUGACUCGGUCGCCAACGGACAUAUCGACAGUCGCGCGCCGACCAGCAACGGCGGCCGACUGACAAUCCUAUACGGCUCGUCAUCUGGGACUUGCGAGAACCUCGCCCAGUCUCUGGCGUCUACUGCUGAGGCUCGUGGCUUUGUGCCCACAGUGAGCUCACUGGACGGCGCGGUGGACAAUCUUCCCAAGGACCAUCCAGUCGUCUUUGUCUCUUGCACUUAUGAAGGAGAGCCACCUGAGAAUGCAAAGAUCUUUAUGCAAUGGCUCAAGACAACUGAGCCAGCCAAGAUCGCCGGUGUGAAAUUCGCGAUGUUUGGCUGUGGACACAAGGAUUGGGUAUCGACAUAUCAGAAAGUCCCACGAGCUAUUGCUCAAUUACUCGAAAGCAAAGGCGCAACUGUUCUGGUGGAACGUGGCGAGACCGAUGUGUCACAAGGCACGAUCUUCGACGAUUUUGAUGCCUGGUCCGACACUUUAUGGAAGGUGUUGUCUCCCGAUGUUGCGCAGAACGAUUCGCAGAGCACAUUCGAGAUCGAACUCUCCACCACGUCAAGAGCUUCACAUCUACAUUACCGUCUGCAGAAUGCCAAGGUGCUGGAAAAUAAGCGCAUCACCCACCCGGUCGCACCGGAGAAAAGACACCUAACGCUGCAGCUGCCCACGGAUAUGCGGUACGAAGCGGGCGAUUAUCUCGCCGUGCUGCCUUUGAAUCACGAGCAGGUCAUCUCGCGGGUUCUGCGCAGAUUCUCUUUACCAUGGGAUACGUCGAUGACAAUCACCAAUGGGUCUCAUGCUACGAUCCCCACCAAGCAGGAGCUACCCGUUUCCGUGGUGUUAGCCGGCUAUGUCGAGCUCAGCGUGCCAGCUACGAGAAAGAACAAGGAAAUUGUGGCCCAACAUGCCAAAGGGCCCCUGGCAGAUGACAGCGGUUCCGUCCUCGACAUCCUCGAAAGGUACCCAGAUAUCAAAAUUCCCUUCAGCAGCUUCCUCGCGAUGCACCCUUCCCUCCGCCUCCGCCAAUACAGCAUCUCAUCCUCCCCUCUCGCCGAAUCAACCCAAGCCACAAUUACCUUCAGCGUCAUCGAAAGCGAGAAACACAGAGGCACAGCAACCAGCUAUCUCAAAUCUCUCGAGCCAGGCUCAACUCUACAAGUCGCUGUCAAGAAGAGUUCACCAGCUUUCCACCUUCCUCUGGACGAUUCUUUGCCCAUCAUUAUGGGUGCCGCUGGAACAGGUCUCGCCCCUUUCCGCGGUUUUCUCCAAGAACGCGCCAUCAAAGCCGAAGCUUCAGGCAAGAAACUCGGCGAAGCUCUCCUCUUCGUUGGAUGUCGCAGACCGGACCACGAUAAGCUUUUCGCGCAAGAACUCGCUGAAUGGGAAGCUAAGGGCGUCGUAAAGGUCUUCUCCGCUUAUAGUCAAGCUUCGGAAGAAUCUGAGGGAUGCAAAUAUGUUCAGGACAGACUAUGGAAAGAAAGAGCGGAAGUGGCGAGGAUUUUCCAAAAUGAUGGCGCACGAGCGUAUAUUUGCGGGAGUGCGCAGGUGGGAAGAGCGAUUGGAGAUGUGGCGGUGAGGAUUAUGAAGGAGGAUAGUGAGAAGCCGGGAGAGGAGCUUUUGACGGAAGAACAGGCGAGGGAGAAAUGGGAGAACUGGAGAGGAGAGAGGUAUGCUGUUGAUGUUUUUGAUUGAUUGGUUUAGCGAAAGCGUUGGCCCUUCUAGGGUUCGCGAAAGGGGGUCGUAUUGCCAGGCAACUUAAGAUGGAUGAAUGAAUGUGACCAUGAUCCAUGGACCCCCAAAACGGAACCUCAGUUUCAACGGGUCUGCUAUACUACAUUGUGAACCUCUAGAAAUUUAUCUCAGAAGCGCUGUUUUGUUUAUGUUUCCAGGGAACUGAAGGUUGACUAUCUUUUAUGCUAAUAUACUAAUAUCGAAGCAAAGGGAACUAAAAAAUCUCGUGCAUACAUGUAUAUCCUCCGGCCUAACAUACUUCGAUGUCAAGAAAGUAUGACUGACUCAACGCCCAAAGCCACGGCAGUCAAUGGAAGAAACAGGCAUUGAUUGGAUUGCUGAGUACGGAUAAUGUAGAUUCAUGUUUCCCUCCUUACCCAAAUCGUCAAAGCCUGCCACGACAUCCAUGUCUAUUGCCUGUGACGAUUCAUUGGUGUUUCAUCAGAGUAAUGAGCGAUGAGAAGUU